Thyridium curvatum is the source of this 1596-nucleotide messenger RNA. RefSeq lists its product as uncharacterized. Gene Ontology annotation, cellular component: membrane. Gene Ontology annotation, biological process: transmembrane transport; carbohydrate transport. Bases 1 to 1596 code for a protein of 531 amino acids. Lineage: Eukaryota; Fungi; Ascomycota; Sordariomycetes; Thyridiales; Thyridiaceae. Gene Ontology annotation, molecular function: carbohydrate:proton symporter activity. The record is from RefSeq and is a predicted model, not a curated record. The transcript has a single exon.
AUGGACGACGGCAGCCAAAACGACAACUUUGUUGGGCUUGUGCUCAAGGAUGUCAUUCCCAAGCGCAGCAAACCUUGGUGGAGAGACCCAACGCUGGUUAAGCUCAAUGCUCUGCUGCUGUGUGCCCUCCUCACACAGACUGCCCAGGGCUUUGAUGCGAGUAUGAUCAACGGCAUGCAGGCUCUCCCAGAGUGGCAGAAGUUCUUUGGCCAGCCGAAGGGCUCGCGCCUUGGCGCCAUGACGUUUGGUCCGACCGGAGGCGUAUUGAUCUCCAUUCUCGUCUCCUCUCAACUCUGCGACCGGCUUGGAAGGCGCUGGCCGAUCUUUGGAGGCUCCCUUCUCAUCAUUCUCGGCUCCGUUAUCCAGGCGGCAGCUAUGAACUAUAGCAUGUUUGUUGCAUCUCGUUUCAUCGUCGGAUUCGGACUCGGUAUCGUCUCGGUCGCUGCCCCGCCCCUGCUGUCUGAAGUCGCCUACCCAUCGCAUCGAGGCAAGCUCGUGUCUUUCUACCUUACUUCGUGGCCUCUGGGAUCUCUGAUUGCGGCGUGGGUUACAUAUGGCACAUUCAGAAUGACCAAUGCCUGGAGUUGGAGACUGCCGAGUCUGUUGCAGUGCACCUUCUCCAUCAUCCAGGCGGUCUUGAGUUUGUUCGCUCCGGAGUCACCCCGAUGGCUCAUCUACCAGGGUCGCAGUAAGGAGGCCUUCGACAUCUUUACCAAAUACCAUGGCGAUGGAGACGUCAACUCGAGGCUCGUCAAGUUUGAGAUGGCCGAGAUCACGGCGACGCUCGAGGUCGAAAAGCAGCAGAAGAUGUCUCGAUGGGCCGAAUGGUUCGCAACAAGGGGCAUGAGGCACCGCUUCUUCCUGGCAGCCUACAUCCCCGCCAUGAUGCAGUGGUCUGGGAACGCCUUGACUUCAUACUACCUGCCUGUCGUACUGAAGACCAUCAACAUUGUCAAUCCAAAGACACAGCUCAUCAUUAACGGAUGUCUAUCCAUCUGGGGAUUCUUGGUUGCCGUGGUUUUCGCAGCUCUGGUUGACCGAGCCGGCCGCCGACGCCUCUUCCUCAUCGGCAUGGGUAGCAUGGGCGUCUGCUACAUCAUCUGGACGAUCUGCUCAGCCAUCAACCAGCAAAAGAACUUCAAAGACACAGGCUAUGCUGCAGGAGUGCUCGCUAUGAUUUUUGCAUACAGCGCUGCCUAUCACUUCUGCUCGCCGGUGGCCCCGACAUAUAUCAUGGAGGUGGUGCCCUACUCGCUACGAUCCAAAGCCUCGAUGAUGUACCAGUUGACGGGCAACCUUGCGGGUAUCUACAACAGCUUUGCCAACCCGGUGGCGAUGGAGGCCAUAGCCUGGAAGUACUACAUUGUGUGGUGCAUCGUUAUCGCGGUCAACUUCACUCUUAUCUGGUUUUUCUUCCCCGAGACAAAGGGACGUGGUCUAGAGGAGGUGGCGGAAAUCUUUGACGGCCCUGAUGCCCGUGCUGGGACAAACGCAAUGAAGGAGAUGGGCUUCAAUGCUCAUGCCGACAACGCACUGGAUUUUGUAGGCGAGGAGACCAAAGGUACCGAGACUACAGCCGUGGAGCGUCAGGCGUAG